Molecule: messenger RNA, 282 nt
Organism: Anisakis simplex (herring worm)
Lineage: Eukaryota; Metazoa; Nematoda; Chromadorea; Rhabditida; Anisakidae
Source: the annotation of a GenBank genome assembly
AUGGUGCUGUCAGUAGUGAUCACAACGAUAUUUGCAAUCACUGCAUUUGCUGGUGUACUCAUCAAUCUUAUUGUUCUUGCGGCUUUGAUCUACUCGCGUCUAACUGCUCAUCGGUUCGAGUCUGCAGCAGUUUUCGUUAUCACCGCAUCCGAACUAAUUGCCGAUUCGUUCCUUCUUGGUUUCUUCUUAGGAAUACUCGUACCGACAUGUUAUGCACAAGUCAGUAGUCCCAAACGUGUUCAUCGCUCACCUUCAUUCUCUCAGAACAACUAUUGUGUAUGA